Messenger RNA from Verticillium nonalfalfae, 264 nucleotides. It is a transcript of the gene TIM13, whose product is annotated as protein translocase subunit. The coding region runs from base 1 to 264 and encodes 87 amino acids. NCBI's taxonomy places the organism in Eukaryota, Fungi, Ascomycota, Sordariomycetes, Glomerellales, Plectosphaerellaceae. The transcript is spliced from 2 exons. The record is from RefSeq and is a predicted model, not a curated record.
AUGGACUCCGAAUCCGUCAAGAGGGCGCUCCAGAAGCAGGUCCUUCAGGAGGCCAACAUGGCCAAUGCCCGUGUUCUCAUCGAGAAACUCCAGGAGAACUGCUUUGAGAAGUGCGUCCCCAAGCCCGGUACCUCGCUGUCCAGCGGCGAGACGACAUGCAUGACGUCGUGCAUGGAGAAGUACAUGUCGGCAUGGAACCAGGUCAACACGGCCUAUAUCGCCAGGAUACGCCAAGAGUCUGGCAACCAGGCUCUAUCUUCGUAA